Messenger RNA from Colletotrichum chrysophilum, 1137 nucleotides. RefSeq lists its product as uncharacterized. The transcript is spliced from 2 exons. Lineage: Eukaryota; Fungi; Ascomycota; Sordariomycetes; Glomerellales; Glomerellaceae. The record is from RefSeq and is a predicted model, not a curated record. Bases 1 to 1137 code for a protein of 378 amino acids.
AUGCCAGAAUUCGGCAUGCCACCAACCCAAAAGACAAGAUCUUCGGGCUCUACGGCAUUUCUCAGAGACUCGGACAUGGCCAAGAUAUACACGGAAGCGACGAAGGCUAUCAUACGGCACGAGAACACCCUAUGGCCGCUGGAUAAUGUGUGGAGUGGAAACCGCCAGAGUGGUCUGCCAUCCUGGGUUCCUGACUGGAGCGACGACUAUAGAUGGUUCGACGAUGUUUUGAUCGAGCUAGGAGGCGUUCCCCUGGACUCUGCAGACCGAGAGACUACAACUCACUGGGAAGGGCCGGUGGAUGGACAGAGCUACGAAAUCAAGUUCACUGGUGACGACGGCAUUGUUCUGCAAGGCCAAACACUUGGUGUGAUCGAGACGGUUUUUGACGACCGCGACAGAGCGCUUAUUGAAAAGGACAUCUUGGCUGCGCAGCGGCUAUCCGUUGAAUACGAACUUACACUAAAGCGGCAUGGCGCAGAACGGAUCAGGUUCUUCAGGCGCAUCUACGCCGAAUGCGACAAUGCUGAGCAUGCCGAAGCCUGUCUUCUAGCAUUCUGCUGGUUAUUGCUGACUUACAGCCCGAACCAACCCAAGGAGGGCUUCAAAAGAGGGUUCAAGGACCUGCAUACUCUCUUCAAAUCCACACUCCCAGGUUGCGAGGAGAACCGUCGGUAUAUCUUCUCCCAAGCCAGGGAAAAGCUUCAGAAGGCACUCAACGAGCAUCAAAGACACCCCAAAGUGCUCGCUUUCGUCGACUCGGACAUUGACGCAGCAAUAGAUGUCGUGUUGUCCCUACAUCAAGGCCCGGAGUACGUUAUCCGUUCGACGCCUGAAGAUGCGAGGCCGGGAUCUGUCUUCCGCCUGCUGGGCUCUGCAACAGGAUUUUACAGAACAAUUCAGGGUCUUUCUAUAAACAAGGCAGUCUUCAUUGCGGACUCCGACAUUAUAGGCUACGCCCAGGGGCGUGUUUGCGUGGGAGACAGUGUUGUCAAGUUCUAUCAGGCCUCGUCCCCUUCGGUCCUGCAUCCUUGCGGACCGCACUAUCAGCUUCACUCUCUGGCGGUCGUAAAGACGGAAGGUGCUCUCAGUGACCUUCUGGACAGUGCUGUAUCAACAACUUACAAGAUCCGAUGA